AUGCUAUAUACCAAAUUUUUAUUUGCAGGCACAACUUGGAUUCAGGAAUUGGUGUGGCUAGUGUUAAACGAUUUUGACUUUGCUAAAGCUGAAGCUAUACCGCUUGUUGAUAGAUUUCCCUUUUUAGAGUUUUCAAUGUUUUUUAAUGGCACGAAAGCGCGAGCUAAGUUCCAGCAUAAUAUAAAAAACAAGGCUUUCAUAGACAACAUCUACAAGACGGUUGAUCGCGUGGUAGAGAUGCACUCACCGCGGUACAUCAAGACACACUUGCCGCUGUCUUUGCUACCGCCCGAUCUGCUCGACACUUGCAAAGUGGUGUACACGGCACUUGAAUGGACGCCUUGCUUCGAUAAUGUGAAAGAAUCAUGGGAGAAAAGGAAUCAUCCUAACAUGUUAUUUAUAUUUUACGAGGAAUCUUUAAAGGACUUAGCGUCGACUGUAGAUCGAGUAGUUAAAUUCUUCGGGAAAACAAUCACAGAUGAACAGCGCAGUCGUGUAUGUGUACAUCUCAGCUUCGAGAACUUUAAGAAGAAUAAAUCUGUCAACAAGAACAUCUUUAAGGAAUUGGAUUUAUUAAAUAAGGAUGCCUCAUUCGUAAGAAAAGGCAAGGCUGGUACAUGGCGCGAGCUCUUCGACGAGGAGAUGACGCGGCAGGCGGAGCAGUGGAUGGCAGACAACCUGCGUGAUACCGAUUUGAGAUACCCUACUGUGUAA
Molecule: messenger RNA, 714 nt
Organism: Diatraea saccharalis (sugarcane borer)
Lineage: Eukaryota; Metazoa; Arthropoda; Insecta; Lepidoptera; Crambidae
Source: the annotation of a GenBank genome assembly